Messenger RNA from Eruca vesicaria subsp. sativa (arugula), 231 nucleotides. Lineage: Eukaryota; Viridiplantae; Streptophyta; Magnoliopsida; Brassicales; Brassicaceae. The record is from the annotation of a GenBank genome assembly.
AUGAUCCUCCUUUAUGUUGGUUCCUCUUGGUCAUAUCAGAUCUCUGCCAUCUUCUCCGUCAAGCUUCUUCUGUUCUACUUCUCUAAAGCUAACGUAGGAUCUCCUUGUCCGAUCAAUGGCGUACCAAUCUUGAGAAACAUUAGUGAACUUCCUCAGGAUACCUAUGGAAUACCUGGUCUUACCAACAUGACUGCUGCUGGGUCUGUAUUGCACGGAAUGAAAGAGAUCUAA